Messenger RNA from Volvox carteri f. nagariensis, 3480 nucleotides. RefSeq lists its product as uncharacterized. NCBI's taxonomy places the organism in Eukaryota, Viridiplantae, Chlorophyta, Chlorophyceae, Chlamydomonadales, Volvocaceae. The record is from RefSeq and is a predicted model, not a curated record. The transcript is spliced from 10 exons. Bases 1 to 3480 code for a protein of 1159 amino acids.
AUGAGCCAGCCUCGGAGCAAAGCCCGGCCGAAGCGGACAGGAGACGGCCCUUGCGCUGAGGACGGACCACCGCCACCCUUCCGUAGCUGGCAGGCUCCUCCAGAUGGACUUUUUGACGUAAUUGUGCGAACGCUGACCGCAAAGCAGUUUGUUGUCGUACAACUGGUUUGCAAAGACUGGAGCCGUUCCGCACGUUACUGCCUGAAAGAUGCAACGCCCAAGCGGCCCGACGUCGACCUCAGCAAGCUCGCAACGCUCUAUCCGAAUUUAACGCAGCUGAACCUGUCGCACGUCGAGGGCCUCUCCACGCGUAUGCUGGCCCCCUUGCGCCAGCUCACGGCGCUCCGGGAGCUGUGCCUCUCUAACAUCGCCCUAAAGCACAACCACCACGACACCACGAACGCUGGAGCAAGGGAUGUUGUCGAGGGGGAGGCCGCUGCGGCCACAGCUGCAGCCGCCGCAGGCAAGGGAAGAGCCGGAGGGCCUGGCACGGCCAGGGCUGUAUCGGACCAGCGCACCCCGCAUUUACUCCCGCAACGCCACACGCGUUCAAGAGCGCGGGGGGGAAUGCAGACAGGGCAUGGCGGGAGUGGCGCCCGGUCACCAGGCCAGUCGCCGACGGGUACAGGACAAAAGCUGCCUGCUACUGCAGGACCAAGCAGCACCAGGGCCGCGGGCUCGGCGGGGGACGGCGAGGCCACGGGUGGCUCUCCCUCCGUCUGCGAUUCACCGCCGACGCCGCAGCAACGCAAACCCCAGGAUACAACCGGAUGCGACGUCGGGGGUCUGCAGGACGCGGCUGCUGGUACGUCACCUCCCGUCCAGGCGGGAGGCGCUGGUGUUGGCGGCUGCGUUGGUACUGGCAGGGCCUCCGGAGCGGCAGGGGGGUCGGGAGCAGCAGCUUCACCAGGUUCGUCACCGCCGCUGUCGCCCGCGUCGCGAAUCUUUGGCGGACUUGGCGACGUGUUGCAGCGGCUCAACAAGCUUCAGGCGGACCUUUGUCCCGCCCUGACCGCCGACGCGAUCGCCUGUUUGCCCAACCUGACGGACCUCACGUUGGACACGCUGGUUGCCCCUGAGGCCCUGGCGCCACUUGGAAGGCUGCGCUGCCUCGCUGUCAAGAAGCUCGCCAAUCCGGAGGCCCUUGAGCGGCUUUCUGGCCUGACUGCCCUCCUGGUGAACAGCGACAGCAGCUGCGCGUCCGAGUUCCUGCCCGUCUGCACCCGACUGCCUGAGUUGCAGUCCCUCACCUUUAAGACGAGCAGCACCAAGGUGCUCCAGCAACCAGACACGCUGUGUUGGCAGGGCUUCAGCAGACUGUCCUCCCUGGACCUCCGUGCCCCCGCCGAGUGCCUCAAGCCCGGCCUGCCCGCGCUGGCUGAGCUCGCUGUUCUGCGCAGCCUGUCACUGGACCUGUAUUGCGCCUCAGACGAGGAGCUCAUGGUGACGGUGGUAGCGCCACCCAACCUGGACUCGCUCUUCGUGUCCAGUGACCGAAGCAGGUCCGGCGGUGUGAUUGACGUGCACCCGAAUCCGGGCCUACGCUCCCUGCGCAUCCGCCUAUACUGGACGGCGCUCAACUUGGUACUGCCCGAGGGCGUCCCGGAGCCAUCACCUCUGCCGGAGCCGCUGUCCGACGAUCUGGAUCUCGGGCCGCUUGGGUCCAACGACAACCUACACAGUCCUAGAUCCAAUUCAUUGCGUGUCGGCGGCGCCGCAGCCGCUGGCACCGCGCUGGCAAGCCCUCCUGAAGCGGGAUGGCGAGCGGCCGCACGUGUGCGAGACGUUGCCGGCGCAGCAGCAGCAGCCGCUGCUGCAGGCACUGCUGUAGGACCACCAGCCGCGGACGUGGACACCGCCGGCGGCUCGCGUGAGUUGCAGCGUGGCGCAGAAGCGGAUCUAGGUCAGGGACGGCGCUUCGUACUUGCGCCUGCGGGUAUUGUGGAUGCGGACGUGACGACGGUGGACCGUCAGGAGCCCUGCGUCACAGCGGGGACGCCAGCGCCUGCAACGGAUGCCGGCGCUGGCAGGCCAUGUGGCCGGGGCCUGCGGCGGCGACGCGAUAUCGACGGCAGCCCGUCCCCCCUGGGCGGUGGCGCCAACGGCGGCGGCCAGGCCGCGGAGGGCGCCGGAGUAACAGCAGCUGGCGGCAGCAGGGGCGCCGGUGGCGUUGCUGCAUCUCCGGAACGAGGCCUCCGGAGGCGCAUCGUUGAAAACGACGGCGGCGGUGCAGCUGCUGCUGCCGUCGAGCCAUCAAGCGGCGGUCGCGGUGCGGCGGCGACGCUUAUCGCCGGGGACAGCAGCGAAAAUGAGAGCGGCGGCGGCAGCGACGGCGGUAGCAGUGAGGAGGAAGUGGGAUUCCGUGGUGCCCACAGCCCGUCGGGUUCCGGAGGCGGCGCCGCCGUCAUGGCGACCGCAGCGGCUAUUACUGGUAGCGCUGGGAAAUACGACGGUGCAGCAAACGCGGACUUUCGACGGCUGUCCAUGUUGGCUGAUGCAGCGGACGGUGGCGGCGCUGCCAACGCCGGGGGAGCGCACGCAAGCCGGCGUCAGGUUACGCCCCGCGUGAACCGACACGGAGCCGCGGACAGCGCAGCAGCCGUGGAAGGGCCGCCUCGCGUGGAUCGCCGCUGCAGCAGCGGCAGUGCGCACCGCGGCAGCGCCAGCGUUUCAACGCCUGUUUCUAGCGUCGGUGGCGCCAUGCACAGCAACUUGCCUGAGAUGGAGCUCCAGGAGCUCUGUUUGGACGCGUGCUUCUUCUUGCUGUAUGGCAGCUUGGUGCCGCUGCUGAGACAGUUUCCUCGCCUUCGCCAGCUAACGCUCGACAACUGCCUGGCGCUAGAAAAUGGCGAGCUGACGCAGCUGUGCGAGCUGUCAGGGCUUCGUGAGCUGUCCCUCAGCGGCCUGCACCUAGUCACCGAUGUGGGGCUGCGGGCUCUGGGCCGCCUGCCAAAUCUAACGUCGCUACGGGUCAAGGGCCUGCGGAAGCUGUCGGUGCAUGCGGCACAGGCGUACAUGAGGCAGAAGCCCAUUGUGCGGCGCUACGAGGAGAUCUCCGGGACUUUCCUGACCUCGCUGUCGGGUCUUCACGAGUUGCGCUCUCUAACGCUCAAGCAUCUUCACACCGCCGGGGAAGGCGCCCUGGCAGCUGGCCUUGGCGCCCUCACGCAGCUCACUCGCUUUGAGAUUAAGGAUGUUCAUUCCAUGAGCGAUAAGGUGCUGCUGGCGCUCACAGGCCACACGGGCCUGCAGGACCUGUCCGUGCUGCACUGCGAGGCUGUCACCUCUCGGGGCCGCAACGCGAUUGUGCGGGCCCUGGGUCAGCGUGUGGCACUGGACUUUGAGGGCUGCAGCCUGCCGGACAUCACGCGCCCCUGCGCCCUGCCUACCGCCAGCACCCAGGCGCAGCUCAUAGACGACGAUCAAGUCAGCUCGUCUAACCAGCCGCGAAGAUCCUACCAGCACAGCAAUCAGCACUGA